AUGCCGAAGGAUGUGCUGCAACACCUCGUCGGAAAGAACUCGGCGAAGGAGGCAUGGGAGACCAUCAAGAUCCUACACCAGGGUCAUGACCGUGUCAAGGAAGCACACCUUCAGUCCCUGAUGAGAAGCUACGAGUGCCUGAAGAUGGAUGAAAGUGAGACGGUUGAUCAGUUUGCCGCCCGUCUCAAGACCCUCGUCAAUGGCAUACGCAGCUAUGGUUCAACCCUAGAAGAAGUUGCGAUCGUCCGACGAUUUUUGUGCGCCGCGCCGGCACGCUACAUUCAGAUUGUCACGUCGAUCGAGCAAUGUCUCGACCUGAAGACUCUCACGGUUGAGGAUCUCGUCGGAAGGUUCAAGGCCCACGACGAGAGAAUUCGUCUCAGUUUCGGCGACACGGAGGCGAGCGAGCACCUCAUGCUUACAAAGGCGCAAUGGAUCGCCCUGUCGAAAGAAAAGCAAGGCGGAUCUACGAGCAGUGGCAAGAAGAAGGGGAAGGGGAAGCAGCACUCGGCGAGAAAGAACUUCGCCGACUCGGACGACGAGGAUGCGCCUGCACCACCAAGGAGGAAGUUUGACAUCAGAAAAGUGAGGUGUCAUAAGUGUGGCCUCCUCGGUCACUUCAAGGCUAACUGCGAGGAAGCACCGAAGCAACGGGCGCUUAUGGCCGAGGAAGGAGACGAUGGGGAUAUGAUGCUAAUGUGCGAGCUAGUGGACGAAGAGGAUCCAGAUGAUCUUGGUCAGCUGGACACGGGUCCGGUGAGUGCAUCUGCGUCAGUAAACCCAGGCGAAGUUAUGGCGCCAGAAGACCAUGACCCAAGGCGUGACAGUGUGAUUACGCUAGUAAACCCGGGCGAAGUCGUGGCACCAGAAGACCAUGACAGAAGGCGUGACGGUGUGGUCACGUGA
Messenger RNA from Aegilops tauschii subsp. strangulata, 906 nucleotides. RefSeq lists its product as uncharacterized. The record is from RefSeq and is a predicted model, not a curated record. Gene Ontology annotation, molecular function: nucleic acid binding; zinc ion binding. Lineage: Eukaryota; Viridiplantae; Streptophyta; Magnoliopsida; Poales; Poaceae.